This is a messenger RNA of Lolium perenne, 964 nucleotides long. Its product is annotated as cytochrome b6-f complex iron-sulfur subunit, chloroplastic. Gene Ontology annotation, molecular function: 2 iron, 2 sulfur cluster binding. Lineage: Eukaryota; Viridiplantae; Streptophyta; Magnoliopsida; Poales; Poaceae. The record is from RefSeq and is a predicted model, not a curated record. Gene Ontology annotation, cellular component: membrane.
UGCGCAUCAACCAAUCACCUUCUCCACGUCCCAAAAGGACAUAUAACCCGUGCCUCAUCUGCAAGCCUGUGGACACAGGCAGUGCUAGCUCGCUCGAUCACCGUCUCCGCACUGCAGCUGCUACCAUGGCGUCCACCGCGCUCUCCACCGCCUCCAACCCCACCCAGCUCUGCCGGUCCAGAGCUUCGCCGUGCAAGCCCGUCAAGGGCCUGGGCAUCGGCCGGGAGCGCGUCCCGAGGAACAUCACAUGCAUGGCCGGCAGCAUCUCCGCCGACCGCGUGCCGGACAUGAGCAAGAGGGAGACGAUGAACCUCCUCCUGCUCGGCGCCAUCUCGCUCCCCACCUUCGGCAUGCUCGUCCCCUACGGCUCCUUCCUCGUCCCAGCUGGCUCAGGAAGCAACGCCGGAGGUGUUGUUGCCAAGGACAAGCUCGGCAACGACAUCCGCGUCGAGGACUGGCUCAAGACGCACGGCCCCAAUGACCGCACGCUCGCCCAGGGACUCAAGGGUGAUCCUACCUACCUUGUCGUGGAGUCCGACAAGACCCUCGCCACCUACGGUGUCAACGCCGUCUGCACGCAUCUUGGUUGUGUCGUGCCGUGGAACGCCGCCGAGAACAAGUUCCUCUGCCCUUGCCACGGUUCCCAGUACAACAACCAGGGCAAGGUCGUCCGUGGACCUGCACCCCUGUCGCUGGCCCUGGUUCACGCCGACGUCGAUGAUGGCAAGGUCGUCUUCGUGCCGUGGACCGAGACCGACUUCAGGACUGGCGAGAACCCAUGGUGGAAGUAAGCAACACGAGCUCCAGCAGAAGCAAUGUUCACUUCUGUGAUCAGCCCGUAUAGCCUCCUGAGAACGCUGCUAUAAAUGCACCUGUUUCUUGUAUCCCCAACUUAUAUGUAUACACUGUACGUAUGAAAGAACAGAAACUUCCUGAUUGAAUAUAUGAUCACAUUUUGAGGUGA